Penicillium subrubescens is the source of this 465-nucleotide messenger RNA. Its product is annotated as nascent polypeptide-associated complex subunit family protein. Gene Ontology annotation, cellular component: cytosol; nascent polypeptide-associated complex. The transcript has 3 exons. Bases 1 to 465 code for a protein of 154 amino acids. NCBI's taxonomy places the organism in Eukaryota, Fungi, Ascomycota, Eurotiomycetes, Eurotiales, Aspergillaceae. The record is from RefSeq and is a predicted model, not a curated record.
AUGGAUCACGCCAAGUUGGCUAAGAUGCAGCAGAGCGUGCGGAUUGGUAUUGGCAAGGGCACUCCCCGCCGCAAGGUCAAGAAGGUCCACCGCACCGCUGAUGCCGAUGACAAGAAGCUCCAGACCACCCUCAAGAAGCUGAAUGUCCAGCCCAUCCAGGGAAUUGAGGAGGUCAACAUGUUCAAGGAGGAUGGCAACGUCAUCCACUUCGGUGCUCCCCGCGUCCACGCCUCCGUCCCUUCCAACACCUUCGCCCUCUACGGCCACGGCGAGGAGAAGGAACUCACCGAGCUCGUCCCCGGUAUCCUCAACCAGCUUGGCCCCGACAGCCUCGCCUCCCUCCGCAAGCUCGCCGAGUCCUACCAGAACAUGCAGAAGGCCCAGGGUGAGAAGAAGGAUGAUGAUGAGGAGGAUGAUAUCCCCGACUUGGUCGAGGGUGAGAACUUUGAGAGCAAGGUCGAGUAA